AUGUCUUUGAGUUACCUACCGGGGCGCCCCAAUGAAACUCCCCAGACAAUGUGCCAGGCCACAUGGCAGAAGCAUACUAUAUUUGCAUACUGUUCAGGAAAUAAUGUAAUUAUAAUGACUAAUGAUUUCUCAAGAUUACAAACCUUAUAUCUAGAACAGGACUGUAAUGCUGUGGAUAUUAAUUUAAAUAAUGGUUUUAUUGCUAUUGGUUAUGGAAAUAGAGUUGGUAUCUAUAAACCUCUGUACCAAGUUAUGAAAGAUCCUAAAUGGAUAUCCUGUUGUGAAAUCUUUCAUGAUCCAUCGAUUGUAAAUUCUGUAAGAUGGGGGCUCGAUAACGAAUUGGUAGUGGGAUCUGAGUUUCUUUCUUUUUGGAAGAUAAAAGAUAACUUUGGCGAAUAUGAGCCUAUAUUACUUUGGAACAAGAGGCAGCCAAAACCUGUUUAUAGCGUUACAAUAUCACAAGACUCUCAAUUAAUUGCAAGUUUCAGUAAAUAUGAUAUUACUGUAAAAUUAUGGAAAAGAAUUUCUAUAAGUGGCGAGCAAGAUAUAUUUAAUUUAACACUUCUCCCUCAUCCCGAUUAUGUGACAGCGAUUAGAUGGAAAAGCUCCCGAACAAAUCAUAGAUCACAAGUAUUGUACACAUUAUGUAGUGAUAAAAAAUUAAGAAUAUGGACAUGUUAUGAGAUCGCCAGUGGACGCAAGACAGUUCAAAAUUGGGGUUCAUUACAAUUGGGUAAUCAGGAAAGGUUUUGUAUUAUUGUUGACAAUUGGAUACUAAAAAACGUGCUACCCCCUACUGGUAAUGAACUUGAAUAUUUUAAUUCCAAUUCACCAGAUUUAGCUAUCACAGUUACAAAUUCAGGAGAUUAUACUGUGCAUGCUCUAGAGAAUCUUUCGACCGAUCCUCCUAAACCAUUAUUAUUGAAGACAUUAUUUUCUGGAGAACUUUCCAGAUCAUUUUUCCCUAAAAACCCAAGUUUUUUAUACUUUGCUGAAAUUCAACCAUACAAUGAUCAAUCCCCUGAAAUUUCGCUGAUGGCUCAUUCAUUGGGUGGGAUGAUCAGACAUGCGACAGUAAAUCUACCGAAUCUGUUAGCACAAAAGCAAAACCAAACUAAUGAAUUUGUUCUCCAUCAUGUUUUAGCAGGUCAUAAUAAAUCUAUUCAAGAAUUAGUCAGAAGUAGUGAUGGUGAAGCAUUAUUGACCCAAUCAAGAUUUUCCGAGAAUAGCAUUUGGACACCACAACGAAUCUCCAAGGAUGAAAUGACGUUAUUUUUAAAAAAUGUCGUUCAUACAGAGGCACCAAUUAGGCUGGCAGUUCUACAUGAAAGGGGUAAUCUCUUGAUAUGUCUGUUAGAAAAUUUAAAACUUCAGGCAUGGGAUUGUCCAAGAAAUGAAAACCCUAAUUUUAAAACAGCAGUAUUAAAGUCUGAAUACAUUGUGCCAUCACCACCAGAUGGGAUUAAGCCGUUGCUGAUGCUGAAUACACCUGAAUUAGUUCAUAAUCAUGAACGCCAUUUUGUUGCGAUAGUAUAUUCCGAUGGUUCAACUUGUUCAUAUGAAGUUUCCUUAGUAAGAGGAAUAGCUCCAUUUAGAUCAGAAUCCUUAGAUCUAAAUGGUCAAUCAUCGAUAUAUAAGAUUUCUAAAAUAGAUCCUGUUCAUCCAACAUUUAUAUGUAAUAGGCCGUUAAUAUCGCUCGCAACCGAAAAUGGUCUUGUCACCGAAUAUAAAGCAACGGUUGAUUACGAAAAUAAGGUGGUAGAAUGGUCAAAAUGGAAAGAAGUAGUGACAGGGGUGAAAAAUCCACUUUUUAUAAGCGGUUCAUCUACAGGUAAGUUAUGUGUCGUUAGUGAAGACGGGAAGAUUGUUUCAUUCUGGGAUGUCGAUGGUGGUGUUCUUGAGUACGAAGAAAUAUUCACGGAACAAAUACAAGAUAUUGAUUGGACCAGUACGGCUUUCGAACAGAGUAUUAUGUCUAUUGGAUUUGCCGGCUAUGCAUUACUUUACACCCAAUUAAGAUAUGAUUACACGAAUAAUUCUCCGAGUUAUUUACCUAUUGAAAAAAUAGACAUUACGGCUCACACUGCUCAUAAAAUAGGUGACUCAGUGUGGUUAAAAGAUGCUACAUUUGUUGUUGCGUCGGGAAAUCAGCUUUACAUAAAAGAUAAAUCACUUGACUUAAACGAUCCCUUUACGCACAAGUCAAUAGGAUCAAGAACAAUAUUAUCAAACGAUAUUUUACAUCUUAAUAGUGUCUUAAAUGGUCCCCUUCCUGUUUACCAUCCUCAGUUCCUCAUUCAGGCUAUUUAUGCAAACAAGAUCGAGCUUGUUAAAGAAAUUUUAUUAAGGCUUUUCUUAAAGUUAAGGGACAUUGAUCUGAAUUCAAAGGACAUCACAGUUAAUCUACCAUCUGACCUGGAUCUCGACUCACAAAAAUUUUUUAUUAAACGGGAUAAGGACUAUCCUGUAGAGAUCUUUCCAGAUCCAUAUCCCAUCUUCAAUGAUUUAGUAGCUUCAGGUUUAUCGCAGCAAUUGAUAAAAAUGGUGCUACCCUAUAUAACAAGACAUCAACAGGUUACUUUAAUGACAGUAGUUGAAGCAGCAAAAGAUAUUAUGAAGCAUAAUGAAGUGAUUGAUAUUAAUGGAGUUAGAUUUCUAUUAGGUGUUAAAUUAUUUAUGUCACACAGGCCUCAACAAACUCACCUGGUAAUGAGAGAUGUCUCUUGGGCGUUACAUUCAGAUAAUAAGGAGUUGCUACUCUCUCAAUUGGAUUGGAAUACAACCUCUUGGGAGAGGGCAUGUGAAUAUAAAAUUGCAUUAUGGGUUAAGGGACCAGACCUGGUCAAUAAAAUGGAGGAAAUUGCAAAAUACGAAUUUAAUAAAACUGAGAUAAAGGAUCCAUCUCUAUGUUCCAUUUUCUACCUUGCCCUAAAAAAGAAACAAGUUAUUCUUGCCCUUUGGAAAAUGAGCUAUGGAAAUCCUGAACAACAAAAAAUGAUCAAAUUUCUAAACAACGAUUUCAAUGAACCAAGAUGGAAAACAGCAGCAUUAAAGAAUGCAUUUGUGUUAUUAAGUAAGCAUCGUUACUUGGAUGCAGCAACGUUUUUCCUACUGGCAGGUGCAUUAAAAGAUUGUGCAAAUGUAUUAUACAAGCAAUUGAAUGAUAUUGAUCUAGCUAUUGGUGUGUGCAGAGUCUAUGAGGGUGAUAAUGGUCCUGUAUUGGGUGAUUUUUUAACCAGCAAAGUCUUACCCAAGGCUAUUCAAGAAAACGAUAGAUGGAUGAGUAGCUAUGUUUACUGGAAAUUGAGAAAGCAAGAUAUUUCCAUUAAAGCACUGGUUACACCACCCAUAGAGUUGGAAAAUAAUUCACAAUUGGUGAAACAUGAUGCAUUAGUAAAUAAAUCAUUUCUAGUAGAGGAUCCGGCAUUGUUACACCUGUAUAUUGUUUUGAGAGAAAGAAAUAUUAAAUAUUUUACGGCAUCUUUAGAAAUGGGUACACAAAACGAAUACAAGUUAAUACUUAGAGUUGUUGAUAUAUUAAAUAGGAUGGGAUGUGACUAUUUGUCUGCCUCAUUAGUGCGAGAAUGGAACUUUAUCAAAAGACCAAAAUAUAUUAAGAAUAAACCUGAAUUUUUUGGGAAUACACCAUCCACCAGUGAGACUUUAUCUACAAAUAAAACUAUAGUUGAGCCAGUAACGACUGAAAGGGUAAGGCCAAGCUUGUUUGACAUGUUUGAUAAGCAGACUUCAUCGUCAGACAGUCCAAAGAUCGAAAAUGACUCCAAGGUAUCUGGAAGAAAUAUCCUGGAUUCUUUCAACACCCCAGUCUCUUCCAAGCCAAAAAGUAUACUGGAUAGUUUUGUUUCUUCUCCUCAGCAAAAGAGUAUGUUGGCUGAUUUUAUGACACCUUCUCCUGUUGCAGAAAGCUCGCAAAACACUCUCUCUAGUAUGAGUGACAGUUUUACGACGCAGUCUGAGACAAAGUUAUCCAGAAAUGGUACAGCUACCACUCCAUCGAAUAAUCACACACCUAUAGCAUCCCAGAAACCUAGAAGUUUGUUGGAUGAUUUUAUGUAA
This is a messenger RNA of Maudiozyma saulgeensis, 4077 nucleotides long. NCBI's taxonomy places the organism in Eukaryota, Fungi, Ascomycota, Saccharomycetes, Saccharomycetales, Saccharomycetaceae. The record is from the annotation of a GenBank genome assembly.